Cylicostephanus goldi is the source of this 264-nucleotide messenger RNA. The record is from the annotation of a GenBank genome assembly. NCBI's taxonomy places the organism in Eukaryota, Metazoa, Nematoda, Chromadorea, Rhabditida, Strongylidae.
AUGGGUGAUGCAGGAUUUUUCCGAGGUACAAGCUCGGAUCAAGAUGGUCGGUUUUCUGAUAAGGAGAAGAAGUUGCUCAAACAAAUGAAAUUCGAGAACACACUAGAUCGGAAGAUCAACAUGGACAAAAUCAACUUGGACGUGAUCAAGCCGUGGAUCACUAUGCGUAUCAACGACAUUCUCGGUAUCGAAGACGACGUUGUGAUUGAGUAUAUUAUGAGUCAGUUGGAGGAAAAAGAUAUAAAUCCAAAAAUUAUGCAGGUU